Messenger RNA from Ricinus communis (castor bean), 6376 nucleotides. RefSeq lists its product as uncharacterized. The record is from RefSeq and is a predicted model, not a curated record. Bases 507 to 5936 code for a protein of 1809 amino acids. The transcript is spliced from 8 exons. Lineage: Eukaryota; Viridiplantae; Streptophyta; Magnoliopsida; Malpighiales; Euphorbiaceae.
AAAGGAAAAGAAAAGUUGCACUUUUACCGUCUUCUUCCUUCCUGCCACUAUAAUAGCUCACUUUCUUCUGUUCCCUCCUUUCCUCUUCUUCCUUCAAAAACCAAACAAAACCCUAGAAACUCAAAGUUUCUUUUUCAAACUUCCAAUGUCUCACAGUUCAAUUACCCAGAAUUCUAUUCCCCAAGAAUCCCAUUUUGCCAUUUCAAUUUCUGACCUUCAGUUUCCCUUAAUUUGACAAACCAUUUGUUCCCAAUUCUUUAAAAAAAAAAUAAAAAAUCCAAUCUUUCUUUACCAAGUUUUUCAACACCAAAUGCUCCUUAAUAUUUUUCAUUACCCAUUUCGAUUUUGAUCAUAAUGAUCAUGGAUGAUUAAUCAAUUUCAUUUUUGUUGUAAAAAUUGGAGGAAUUUAUUAGGGGUUUUCUAAUGAAAUGUGCAACAUAUUCCCUUUUUGUAGAUUAGUGUUUUCAUAUUUUUUUCUCAGAGGCAAUUUGGUUAGGUGUUGAUUGAUGGAGAAUAUUGGAGAGGCAGUGGAUGAUCAGGGCUCAGGAUGGUUUGAAGUGAAAAAGAAGCAUAGAAGUAGCACAAAGUUUUCCAUUCAGAGUUGGUCUGGGGGAUUUUCAGGAAAGAAUGGUUCUGGUUAUCAUCUAACUCAGCCCUCGUUGAGCGGAAAAAGUGGGACUUUUCGUGGAAAGCGCAAAUCCCAGAUUCCAAAGAGAGGAUUACGUGUAUCCAUACAUGGCCGUGGUGAUGUUGGUGAUUCUGCUUUACUGGCUAAUAAAGAUGGAAAUGAUGUGUCCUCCUCUAAUAAAUUGGUGGUUAAGCAAGAUAGUAUAGAUAGUGAAUCUCCCAGGUUGUCACAAUUGUUACUUGCUAAUUCUAGUCCUAGAGCCGGAGAUAGUAAAAAGCUCUUAGAUAAGCAUAAUCCUGAUGUGGUUCCUAAAAUCAAAUGGGGUGAUCUAGAGGAUGAUGUUUUGGUAAUGUGUCAUGAACAUAAUUCUCAAGGUGAUGCCAAAUUUGAAGAUGAUGGAGGUAAUGAUUUAGUGGCUAGAAAGCUUGAAAACAAUUGUCAUUCGGUUGCAGAUGCUUCUUUUUAUACUGACCUCCAAGAAAACAAACUGAUGGUAGCACCUGCAGAUGUAGAUAUUUGUCAUGAUGAAACUAUUUCAAUGACAAACAAGGAAGACAUAAUUGAAGUGAAUUGUAAACAGGUGAGUGAAAGCUCUUCAAAUGAUAUGGAAGUACCAAUCAUGAACGGAAAAAUGAUUGCUCCAAAUGAUGUUUCAAACUGCAAGGAAUUCCAUAGUGAAUCUUUUAAAACUAUAAGGAAUUACAUAGGUUCUACUUGUCACUCAGUUGAGGUUGGUACAGUAUUGAAACUUCAGGUGCCCGUGUCUGAGAUAAAUGAUAGUGAGAUUUCCGAUAUACCAGGUACAAAUAGGAAUUCAACAGUGAUCCCACAAGACAGCGAGUCAAUUCUCACUAAAAAGGAUGAACCUGAAAUUUCUAAAGAUAUAGUGGUGAUGUUGCCUGUUGUAUCUGCAGUUAAUGAAUCAAAACCUUCUGAAUUACCAGUUACAAAUGGAAAUUCUAGCACAGUGGUUAUUCCCCUGGAUAGUGAAUCACUUCCAAUUGAAGAAUGUGAUCCUGAAUUUUCCAGCAAUGCUGGAACAGUGGUAAAACUUCAGGUGCCUGUUAUACCUAAGGAGAAUGAGCCACAAAUUUCUGAAGUAAAUGUCAUGAAUGGGAAAUCUAGCCCAGCAGUAGUUCCCCAAGACAACAAGCCGCUUGCAAGUGGAAAGUGUGGAACUGAAAUUUCAGGAGAAUCUAUCUUAAUGGCUUCUGUUGAAAACUGCAGAAGUCCACCUGAUAAAACAAUAAAUAAUGAACUGUUGAAGGCCCAAAAUGUGACCCCCCUUGAAGAAGGUGACACAAGUGAAAGCAAAGAACGAUUCAGAGAACGGCUUUGGUGCUUUCUGUUUGAGAAUCUUAACAGGGCUGUAGAUGAACUUUAUCUCCUUUGCGAGCUAGAAUGUGAUGUAGAGCAAAUGAAAGAGGCUAUUCUUGUUCUUGAGGAGGCUGCAUCUGACUUUAAAGAACUGACUGCACGAGUGCAGGAGUUUGAGAAUGUGAAAAGGUCCUCUUCUCAAUCAAUUGAUGGGAUUCGAGUUCCUAUGAAGUCUGACCAUCGCAGGCCACAUGCUCUAUCAUGGGAGGUCCGGAGAAUGACUACUUCACCUCACAGAGCCGAGAUAUUAUCUUCAUCUUUGGAGGCUUUUAAGAAAAUUCAACAAGAAAGAGCUAACAUGCUUGCAGCCCAUAAUGGAAAGGCCCUAGUGGUUGAGCAUUCCAAUUGCCAACAGGUGCCUGGUGAUAAUGUGAGGAGAUCAGCAGGAAAAGGUGGUGGUGGAGACUCGACAGUAAAAUUAAGGAAGCAAAAUGGAACUCCAGAUCUCACUCAAAGUAGCUUGAGUGGUGAAAAGCGGAAUUUUGAAUUAGGCAGGUCUAGCAAAGUAAACUUUGUAGAGAACAGUGACGACUAUCCUCAUAAUUCAUCCUCAUCCGAUAUUAAUGUAUCUCAGAUCUCUUCUAGGGAGAUUUCUGCUGUGUCUGCUUCUGGAAAGAUUAAAAAAGAAUUUGAAGUAGAGAAACUCCUUCAUAAGAGAGAUAAAGCAUUGGUAGAAGGUACUGUUGAGAAAAAUCUAAAAUCGAUAGAUCCUCCUAGGAAACAGAUUCCACUUUCUGAAAAAGAUAAGGAAAAGAGGAAAGAAACUUCAUGGAAAUAUAUGGAUGCAUGGAAGGAGAAAAGGAAUUGGGAGGACAUACUGUCAUCACCUUUCCGUGUCUCAUCCCGUGUAUCACAUUCACCAGGUAUGAGCAGGAAAAGUGCUGAGCGCGCGCGCAUUUUGCAUGAUAAACUAAUGUCGCCUGAGAAGAAAAAGAAAACUGCUUUAGAUUUGAAAAAAGAAGCAGAAGAAAAACAUGCACGGGCUAUGAGAAUCAGAAGUGAGUUGGAGAAUGAAAGAGUUCAAAAGCUUCAGCGGACGUCUGAAAAAUUGAACAAAGUAAAUGAAUGGCAGGCUGUGCGCACUAUGAAGUUAAGGGAGGGAAUGUAUGCGCGCCACCAGCGUAGUGAAUCUCGACAUGAAGCUUUUCUAGCUCAAGUUGUGAGGAGAGCUGGAGAUGAAAGUAGUAAAGUUAAUGAGGUUCGUUUCAUUACUUCCUUGAAUGAAGAAAAUAAGAAACUUAUAUUGCGCCAGAAACUUCAGGAUUCUGAGCUGAGGAGAGCUGAAAAACUUCAAGUGAUAAAAACUAAACAGAAAGAGGAUAUGGCUAGAGAAGAAGCUGUUUUGGAGAGAAGAAAACUCAUUGAAGCCGAAAAGUUACAUCGGCUUGCUGAGACUCAGCGGAAAAAGGAAGAGGCUCAAGUUAGAAGAGAAGAGGAACGCAAAGCAUCAAGUGCAGCGCGUGAAGCAAGGGCCAUUGAACAGCUUCGGAGGAGGGAGGAACGAGCCAAAGCCCAGCAAGAGGAAGCUGAAUUGUUGGCACAGAAAUUAGCUGAGAGACUUAGUGAGAGUAAACAACGCCGCAAGUUUUAUCUAGAACAAAUUCGGGAAAGAGCAUCUAUGGACUUCAGGGAUCAAUCUUCUCCUUUAAUGCGCCGUUCCAUGAACAAGGAAGGUCAAGGCCGAUCAACACCAACUAACAGUGGCGAAGUGUAUCAAGAAAACAGUGUUGCAGGUAUAGGAGGCUCUACUCUUGCUACAGGAAAUGCCACCUUGCAACAUUCACUGAAGCGACGAAUUAAGAAGAUACGGCAAAGACUUAUGGCUCUAAAGUAUGAAUUCCCCGAGGCUCCAGUUAGUGCAGAAAAUGCUGGUAUUGGAUAUCGAACUGCAGUGGCAACUGCAAGAGCAAAACUAGGAAGGUGGCUUCAAGAACUUCAAAGACUUCGACAGGCAAGAAAAGAAGGGGCAACAAGCAUAGGCCUAAUAACUACUGACAUGAUCAAGUUUUUGGAGGGAAAAGACCCUGAGCUGCAGGCUUCUCGACAAGCUGGUUUGCUUGAUUUUAUUGCUUCUGCACUUCCUGCUUCUCAUACAUCAAAACCAGAAGCUUGCCAAGUUACAGUACACCUUCUAAAACUUUUGAGAGUAGUUCUAUCUGUACCUGCAAAUCGGAGUUAUUUUCUAGCACAGAAUCUUUUACCCCCUAUCAUCCCCAUGGUGUCUACAGCCCUUGAGAACUAUAUAAAGAUUGCUGCAUCUUUAAAUGUCUCUGGGAUCUCUAACUUGCCUUCAAGCAAAACAUCAGUUGAAAAUUUUGAAUCAAUCUCUGAAGUACUGGAUAAUUUCUUAUGGAUUGUUGGAACUGUUGUUGGUCAUACAAGUUCUGAAGAACGGGAACUCCAAAUGCGAGAUGGCUUGCUGGAGCUAUUGACAGCUUACCAGGUUGUUCACCGGCUGCGCGAUCUUUUUGCACUAUAUGACAGGCCUCAAGUGGAAGGCUCACCCUUUCCUUCUUCCAUUCUCUUAAGUAUACGUCUAUUGGUGGUCUUAACAUACAGACCCAAAACCACUAGUUCCAUUGACUGGGAAUCUUCUCCAAUGGAAACAAUAGUGGAAUUUGAAAAUCAAGAAUCUAAGCUGGCAGAGAUUUCAGAAUUUGGGUAUCCCUCAGCAAAUAUGACUUCUGGAGAUUGUCGACCUCCACUUUCUGUAUUAAAUGGUAGUACACUUGUAUCUCCUCCAGAUGCAUUAGAGGAUAGACCAUUACAUGAGUCGUGUACAAUAAAUAAAAUUGAUGAAUCACUAACCGCUUUAAAAGAUGGUGAAAAGAAGCCAACUUAUAGCUCAGAAGAGUUGAAUCAUGCCAGCAUUAACUUGGGAAAUGUUCUGGAUGAAUCUCAGAAAAUUCUUAUUGAGGGGAAGGAUGAAAAGCACAUGGUUAAUGUUGUUGCAGAGAAAAAAAAUGAUAACAUUUUGAGUACGAAACAACCGGUAGCUUUUUUUCUUUCAGCCAUAGCUGAAACGGGACUGGUCAGUCUUCCCUCUCUGUUGACAGCUGUACUAUUGCAGGCAAACAAUAGGUUGUCCUCUGAGCAGGGAUCUUACGUCCUUCCAUCUAAUUUUGAGGAGGUGGCAACUGGGGUGCUGAGGGUUUUGAACAAUUUAGCCCUUCUGGAUAUUACAUUUAUGCAGAGAAUGCUCGCCAGGCCAGACUUGAAAAUGGAAUUUUUCCAUUUGAUGAGUUUUCUUCUUUCUCAUUGCACCAGCAAAUGGAAAGUAGCUAAUGACCAGGUUGGGUUACUUCUGCUCGAGUCUCUUUUGCUUCUUGGUUAUUUUGCUUUGUUCCACCAUGAAAAUCAAGCUGUCCUUCGGUGGGGAAAAAGCCCUACUAUACUUCAUAAGGUGUGUGAUCUACCAUUUGUGUUCUUUAGUGAUCCUGAACUGAUGCCAAUUUUGGGUGGCACACUAGUUGCGGCUUGUUACGGGUGUGAGCAGAACAAGUAUGUGGUUCUGCAAGAAAUAAGUAUGGAUAUGCUGCUUUCCAUGCUAACAUCUUGCAGAAAUGUUCCACUGGCACUUCGAACCAAUCUAAUGUUGGAGAAUUUUCCAAUUGAGGAUUCUGGUGAAAGUAAUCAGCAGAGUUCUGAACCUAAAAAAGUUCACGGAGACAUUCCCUUAAGAUCCAACCGUUACAAUGCCAAAAACACAAGGGUUUCUUCAGGAAAAGGUGUUUUAGGAAACAACAUUAGAGGUGGUAAGACGAGAAGCCAAAAAGAUUACAAAACAACAAAAUCUAGCGAAGAUUCUCUGAAGCAUAAUUCAUUGGCUCCUGAAGCUUCUGUAAUGCUGCAUUGUAGGUUUCCUAGUGGCUUUGUUGACAGAGCAGAGCAAUUCUUUUCAGCAGGGACCACCAAAGGAGGUGAAGCGUGAUUUAAACAUGGUGGAACUCUCCUUCAUGUAACAAAUGAUUCGGGGUACAUGCUAAGUUUUUGUAGGCAAAUAAUCUACCUUAUUCAUCGGCAGUUUUUGUUUGGAUUGCUGCAGAGGGGUUAGCAGAUGCAACUGGCAUACACGAGACAGUUACUGACUCACUGAUGAAAUUACUUCAGGCACCCCAGUUGUGGUAAAAGAAACAAUAAUUUUUGAUACUAACAGAAGGCAAGCAUAAUCGAGGGGACUAGAAUCUGGGUAGGAUUUCUUGGAAAGCCCUCAUCACUUUGUAAAGUUACACGAUAGCUUCUGGGUUUUGUAGGAUGCAUCUUAUUAAAGAUGAAAUUGGAGGCUAGUUGAUGUAUGCAACAGAAUUGUAUUAUAUCACAGGCUUCCUUUUUUAAAGGGACCUAGUGUUCAAAGAGCGCCAGGUUUCAUUC